This is a messenger RNA of Lentinula edodes (shiitake mushroom), 2450 nucleotides long. RefSeq lists its product as uncharacterized. The transcript is spliced from 11 exons. Lineage: Eukaryota; Fungi; Basidiomycota; Agaricomycetes; Agaricales; Omphalotaceae. The coding region runs from base 180 to 2270 and encodes 696 amino acids. Gene Ontology annotation, biological process: regulation of DNA-templated transcription. Gene Ontology annotation, molecular function: zinc ion binding; sequence-specific DNA binding. The record is from RefSeq and is a predicted model, not a curated record.
ACCACGACUUGCUUAUUCCACAACUUACACUUCUGUGUUCCAUCUCUUGCAACUUGCAAGCCACUACUUGGAGCCAUUUUCGAUUUUUUUGGAUUCAAUUAUAAGCCUGAAUUAGUAGAACUUGCCUUUGAACAUUCACCCGCGUCACCAUCGAAUCUUUUUGGUUAUGUCUGCUCACCAUGCAGCUCAGCGCCAACCAUCCAUUAAGGAUCUCGCAUUCAAGUAUGAACGACCACGCCAGGAGGGUUUGCAGACAACAGCAUACACCUCCGUUGUCUGCAGGCCAUGAGCCGUCUUCAGCAAAAUCCAGCGAAUAUUCACCCCGACACGAUAAUGGCGGCUAUCUCACGCCUGGUAUGCCAUUGUCAGCUCAAAUGAUGCCUCUGCCCGGCUCUGUCAGCACAGGUUCGGUUAUCCGCAGCGACGACCAUUCUCAAAUGCAAAACAAAAGAUCACGUCCGUCGAGCUUGACGCCCAUCGCGGCACUACCUCGGGAUUCACGCCCUCCCCAUGUCGCUUAUGCGCCUCAGUAUCAAUCUUACCAACCACCGAUGCCACCUCCCAGUCCUUAUCACCAAAUGAGUCCAAUUGCUGCUCCACCAUCAUCCAUGCCUCAUACAUCCCUUCCACCCUCACCACAUACUCAAAUGCAGCAUCAACCUAGUGCACCUCCAACACACCCUGCAUACUCGUAUCAGCAACAGCAACAGCAGUCUUAUAUGCCUCGCUCCAACACCCAGCAUAUAGCCUCGCAUCCGCCUUCCUCUCACCCGUCUCAUAACUAUCAUCCCGCUCCGCCGCAGCAUCCCCAAUCUCAAGCUCCACAACAAAUCCAGGCUCCUCCACCAUCUCAUUCAACUUUAUCCCAACCGCACCCACAUAUGCCGUAUCCUUCGCCUUCUCCUUCAGUCUCUCAGGAACAUCACUGGGAACCACAUCAUCAAUCUCAACCUCAACAUCCCCAGCCUGUGCAUCCUGUUCAGCAUCAUAAUGUGCACCAUGCACCUCUUCCGCCGCCGCCCACUGCUACACCUUCGUCACUCUCAAUUCAGCACAAUCAAUACUCGCACCCACCUCCCCCACCCCCUCCUGUAGUACACCAUCAUCAGCAACCGCAACCCCAGCAUCAACCACAACAUACGAUCUAUAUGCAGCCCAUGAACCCUCCUUCAUCCACGUCUUCUCAAACUUCACUUGCCCGUGCUGCACCACCGAUUGUAACCAACUCGAUUGCUGCCCCCGAAGUCGAUAUUAGAACACCAUAUCCUAUGAAUGCAAAACCAUCGGCGCGCGAAAAUACAAUGUCUGAGAUAGUCAAGUUGUGUUCUAUCCUUUAUGAUUUUGCCAGUCGUUAUUCGACCCUGAGUAGUGCUUUACCUCACGUCCAGCCUUCUCAGACUGAGGUUACUGAGAUGGCACGUCGCGCCAGUGAAGUGGUACGCCUUCUGGAGGUUCUUCGCCAAAUGGACGGAUCGGAGGAUAGCAGUUCCAAAAAUGAGGAAGUUCCGAGUUCUAUACCUACUAGUCCCGACGAUCAUCGUCCGCCUAAAAGACCUUGGGAGGACAUGGCUCGAGAUGGACAAGCUUCUGGUGAUGAUACGGCAGGUAUCUUUUCAGAGUUGCCUUCAGCAUCUAUUACCUCAGGACAAACCACGGCUGAACAAGAUAUGGAGCUGAUUCGUUCAAAGCGGGCCACAACUACCGCUGGAUCAUCUGCAUCUUCAGGUCAGCUCAAGAGCAAAUACCGGAAGAGAAGUCGGGCGACACCACCGGGUAAAUGUCAUUCCUGUAAUAUCAGAGAGACCCCCGAAUGGAGGCGAGGCCCUGACGGAGCACGAACGUUAUGCAAUGCAUGCGGUCUCCAUUACGCAAAGCUCAUGCGAAAACAGGCUAAACUUCAAAAUGGCGAACCGCCUCCCAAGAUCGACUUGGAUACCUUGAAAGCCUCUACGAAGGCAGCCGAAGCGGAGAGAAACGCCAAGGCGGACGAGAACACUGCACCCGGCUCGACUCCUCAACACCAUCAAGGCUCGUUCCAGGUUAUGUCUGUGAUGUCACCUGUUGAGGCUCAGAAUUCUCCCACUACAUCGUCCGAUCCUAAUCGGUUGCCAGCCCAUCAUCAGACGAUUCUUCCUCCUCCGACAGGCUCUGGUUCGAUGCAUCCUCCACCUCCGCCUUGGGCCGCAGCAAAUAUUCCACGGGCGUUUACCCCUUCCGACCAGUUCCAAAGCCAAUCUUUCAUUCGGACUAAUCAAGUCUCGCCCCGGUAAGAAUGAAUGAUAACAUAUGGUGAUAUCUCUAUAUUGCUCUCUAUAUCUAUCUCCGCCGCUAAGUAUAACAGUAUCCUUUCCAUCCUCGAUUCUAAAUCGUGCUUAUUAUACACCAUACUCUAUCUUAGUUAUGACAAGAUUUUGCGUAUAUUUCAAUAUCCCAUACCCUUUUCGUUCUUC